GGAGGAGGAAAGGGACAGCUGGCUGUGAACUCAUGUCCUCACUGUGUUUCUGAAGACUUCCUUUAGUGAGAAGCAGAUUAACUUUGUGCUUGUUGGAGUUUCUACAGGAAGAUGAAGAUGUUUGUGGUGUUUGUGAUCCUCGUGCACGUUUCCCAGCAUACCUCAGCUGUGGAGCUGUAUGAGGGGGAGGAGUUUGUCCUGCUGCCCUGUCAGUUUAACACCUUUGACAUGGACAACCCCACAGUGGUGUGGAGCCGCUAUGAUCUCAAUCCUCCAACCGUCCACCAGCGUCAGCAGGAAGGUGAAGGACUCACAUACCAAAACCAGCUUUACAGCGGCCGAACAUCCAUGAUGACUGACGCUCUGGAAACUGGAGACCUCAGCCUCAAGCUGACAAAACUCCAGCUCUCUGACAGCGGCAGCUACACCUGCACUGUCAGAUGGUUAGGAGAUCAACGGAGAGUGGGAAACAUACAGCUGAAGGUCAAAGUUUCCCAGCAUGCCUCAGCUGUGGAGCUGUAUGACAGGGAGGAGUUUGUCCUGCUGCCCUGUGAGUUUCAGACUUUUGAGAUGGACAACCCCACAGUGGUGUGGAGCCGCUACGAUCUCAAUCCUCCAACCGUCCACCAGCGUCAGCAGGAAGGUGAUGAACUUAAAGACCAAAACCAGCUUUACAGCGGCCGAACAUCCAUGAUGACUGACGCUCUGGAAACUGGAGACCUCAGCCUGAACCUAACAAAACUCCACUGGUCCGACAGCGGCAGCUACACCUGCACUGCCAAAGGUUUAGGAGGACAACUGAGAGUGAGAAACAUCCAGCUGCAGGUCAAAGAACUAUUUCCAUUCUGGGCCAAAGUUCUCCUGGUUCUCCUGGUUCUCCUGGUUGCUGGUAUUGUUGCUGCUGGGGCUCUUCUGGUACAUUUCCGACAGUAUUUCAUGUCAGUCUACAAGGUGGAGGUGGAUUCAGAGGUGAAGUCUGUCCUGCUGCCCUGCAAAACCACAGUUCACCUGCCUGAAGACGUCACAGUGGAGUGGAGGGACGGACACAACAUGAAGGUCCACGUAUAUAAGAAUGGCUCUGACCAGCCUGAAGAACAGAACAUUCGUUACAGAGACCGAACAGAGAUGAAGAGAAACCUGCAGAGACCUGGAGACCUCAGUCUGACCCUGAAAUACCCCACAAACUACAACAGUAACACCUACACCUGCACCGUCUACAGCAGGGAGAGAGACAUCCUGAUGAAGAAACAAGUCCUGCUGCAGGUCAAAGUCUGUCAGGUGGAGGUGGAGGAGGGGGCGGAGUCUGUCCUGCUGCCCUGCAAGACCACAGAGAACCUGCCUGAGGACGUCAGAGUGGAGUGGAUCCACUAUGAUCCCUAUGAGAAGGUCCACAUGUAUCAGAACGGCUCUGACCAGCCUGACCAACAGGACCAGGUUUACAGAGACCGAACAGAGAUGAAGGAAGACCUGCUGAGAACUGGAGACCUCAGUCUGACCCUGAAAUCCCCCACAGACAGAGACGGAGGAACAUACUGGUGCAAAGUCUACGACAAGAAGGGAGUCCUCAUGAGAUGGAAAUCAGUUGAUCUCAGGGUCAAAGAGAGAAGCAGGAACAGAAGCAGCUCCACUGAUCCAACUCCUCUGAUGGCCGAUCAACUGUUUGAUCUUUGAUCAUUGAUCCGAUCUGACUCUGGAUCAGAGAGAAAAUGGAGGUGAAGCAGCUGAUGGAGGACGGAUGAAGACAGGAGGACGCUUUGUCAGCUUCCUCUUCACUCUGACUCCUCCUACUGACUCUCACACACAGUCUACACACUCACUAUUGAUUCCUGCUGAUCAGUGAUGUCAGAGUGAGGUCAGCGUGAUGUCACAUGGCUUGAACGGGCGUGUUUCCUGUGAACCUCCCAGCGGCUGGAUAACAGCUGCGGCUCUCUGGAUAUUUGUGGCUCGUUCUAAUGCGUGCAGUCAAACAAACUUUAUUUCUACAGACACAGAGAAGUCAGCAGCUGCAGGAAAUCAGAACCACUGACAGGAAGUUAAGAGUCAAGUUAAACCACAUGUCAGAACUUUCUACAGCAGCAGGAUUUAGAAGAUGCUGGAAGCUGCUGUCUUUAGAUUUUGGACCCGUCACAAUUUGUCACAUUUUCUGAAGCCACAACAAAUCUUGUUGAAAGGAAACAGUUGAUUGAAGGUCCAGUUUCAAACGAAGAGUCAAAGCUUCUCUUUGUGUCGACUCCUUUAAUGAGAACAUUGAAAAGGACUCGAGUCCAAGUCUCAAGUGUCCAGCUCAGAUUAUUCCAGCACCAACCCUGGCAGGAUGCAAGUUAAACAGAAAGCAACACAUUUAGUGACAGAACAGAAAGCAGCCAGCUGUUAAAAUGGACUCAGAGAAUGAAGACACAAUAAGAUUUGAUUCAGUCAGACUUUCACAAGAACAAAGGUUUGUUCAGCCUGAACACAAAUGUGGUCUGUAGUGUUUUUGUAGUCCCUGUUUAUUCAGCGCCUCUUCCUCCUCACUACACACUGGAUCAAAGCACAGCAGUUAAACCCAGAGGCCUCCAGUGGACCUGGUUCAGGCCUCUGAAACAUCUGGACUCUGUGAUCUUUGUCUUCCAGCGUUGACAUUUGGAGCAGGUAUAAACAGACGUCACGUGAUCUAGUUUGUUUGAAGCGUACCGAGUCCUUCAGACGUUGAUCUCAGAACUCAGCAGAAACUCCACUUCUUUAGUCUCUUUCCUCCAGGUUCUGGUUUUUCUCGUCUCUCUGUUCAUUCCUCAAAGAUAAAGCUGGAUUUUUCAUUGAAGCUGAAACAUUUCAGUAAAUAUGCCAGAUUUAGCCAGAAGGCUGUUUUUCAUCUGUAGUCAGUACAAGUCAACACAAAACAGACAACAUAGUAAAACCAACCCAGGGACCAGUAGACUCCAGCACAAUAUACUAGCAGUCAUUAUGUUCCAGUACACAGGUCAUGAACUGUUACCAGAGGAAAUCAGAAGCUUACAGUAAUCUGUUGGACUCAAAGAUGUUAUGUUAUUAAAGUGCUGUUUAUGCACUCAGAUCUAAUUCAAUAAUCUGGUUUCCUGCAGCGGUUUGAAGCCAAAAUAAACAUUUUGCUGUGAUUUCAUUUCAAUAAACUGAUCAAAAUGA
This is a messenger RNA of Micropterus salmoides (largemouth bass), 3141 nucleotides long. Its product is annotated as V-set domain-containing T-cell activation inhibitor 1-like. Bases 112 to 1671 code for a protein of 519 amino acids. NCBI's taxonomy places the organism in Eukaryota, Metazoa, Chordata, Actinopteri, Centrarchiformes, Centrarchidae. The transcript has 7 exons. Gene Ontology annotation, cellular component: external side of plasma membrane. Gene Ontology annotation, biological process: positive regulation of T cell proliferation; immune response; negative regulation of T cell proliferation. The record is from RefSeq and is a predicted model, not a curated record.